AUGUCAGACGCAGCAGGGCAGAUUUUAGCGGCGUUUUCCUUCCUUGCACUUGCAGUCUUAGUGCCGCCUCUAUGCUACCACGUUCAACAACGUAAUAUUCCAGCUGCCAGUUUGAUAAUAUGGUUCUGUAUCCAAAAUCUCACCACUUUCAUCAACGCUGUAAUCUGGAGCGGCGAGAAUUACAACCGGGUUUAUGACGGCAAAAUAUACUGUGACAUCACCGUAAGAAUCUUGAGCGGAGCCACUGUUGGUCUGUUGUGCGCAACCGCUUGUAUAAUUUUCAACUUGUUCAUGAUAAUAGCUGCAAAAAACCAUGGCUAUCUUGCACGAGACUCCAAGACAAAACUUGCGGUCAACAUCUUGAUGUGCUGGGCCAACCCGCUUUUGGUCAUGGGGUUGACAGUUCUAGCACAGAAUCACAGAUAUGAUAUUGCCCGCUACUAUGGAUGUUCGGCACCGUGGAAUUACACCUUGGGAUCGGUAAUGUUGGUUUCCAUCUGGAAUGUCAUUUGGAUUGCCGUUGCUUGUGUCUUUGCAGUUUUGACCAUUGUGGAACUCGCUCGCAAGCGAAAAGAUAUUCUGGACAUUUUGCGGUGCACAAAUUCGGGGCUCAACAUGCGGAAGUUCUCGCGAUUGAUAGUCUUGAGUUUCUUGAUUGUUCUCGUGUUCUCUCCGGUCACUCUCAUCAGUUUUGCUGCGGACGUAAAGGCCGCUUCUUCUGUGACAAGCGAAAUGGCGAUGGCAUAUGCAAGCAUCAAAUGGUCCGACGUUUACGCCUACGACAUCGGCAUGAAUAACCUCAGUUCAAAGGUCGUACCAAUAGUCUUUUCCUUCAUCACCUUCUUCCUUUUCGGCCUCGGAACUGAGGCGCUCAAGAUGUACAGAGGCUUCUUAGUAUCCAUUGGUUUCACGAGGUUUAAGAAAGAAGAACCCCGGGAUUUCUAUGUGGCGAAAGACUUCGACGAGAGUCGCCAAACCUCGAAGCAAACGCAGUCAACAGAGGAAACAGUUGGGCUCAGUCAGAUCGAGUAUGAGCACUUCCAGACGCUAGUUCUUGAAAAAGAACCCUUUUCCUUGCUGCCCGACUCGAACGACACAGCUUCUUUUUAG
This is a messenger RNA of Metschnikowia bicuspidata var. bicuspidata NRRL YB-4993, 1110 nucleotides long. It is a transcript of the gene STE3, whose product is annotated as Ste3p. The transcript has a single exon. The record is from RefSeq and is a predicted model, not a curated record. NCBI's taxonomy places the organism in Eukaryota, Fungi, Ascomycota, Pichiomycetes, Serinales, Metschnikowiaceae. Gene Ontology annotation, cellular component: membrane. Gene Ontology annotation, biological process: G protein-coupled receptor signaling pathway. Gene Ontology annotation, molecular function: mating-type factor pheromone receptor activity. The coding region runs from base 1 to 1110 and encodes 369 amino acids.